Molecule: messenger RNA, 1260 nt
Organism: Aspergillus steynii IBT 23096
Lineage: Eukaryota; Fungi; Ascomycota; Eurotiomycetes; Eurotiales; Aspergillaceae
Exons: 4
Coding region: 1-1260 (419 amino acids)
Molecular function (GO): oxidoreductase activity
Source: RefSeq, a predicted model, not a curated record
AUGCUCGUCAUCACGGACCCUUUCCAUGCGCUAUGGAAUAAUUGUUCCUUGGCGAUUUUCAUAGCCUUCACCAGCUAUAUGGCACUGGUUAAAGCUCUUCGGUACCGCCGUAUGGCAAAUAUAGAGGCCCCGUUCGCCAAUCACCGGAGGCCCUUAUCAAGCAUGACAGUCAAAGAGGCCAAUGUGAUUAUGGCCCAAUUGCAAGAAAUGGAAUUUCCAUAUGCGUUCGCUAAGGCUCGUCAAAUGGCCUUGCUGAAGGCCGGAGGUAUUCCGACGAUGUCGAAGCUUUUCGCCGUGACGGGCCAGAACAACAGGCGUAAUGCGGGCAAGCGUGCUGUUGACACGGAAAUCCUCUUGCGGGAGUCGCAGUCCCAGCCUCGAGAUUCGGAUCGUUAUGCAUCGGCUGUGGCGAGAAUGAACUAUCUCCAUGCCCGCUACCGCCGCGCCAACAAAAUCACCGAUGCUGAUCUUCUCCACACCUUAGGUGAUGGGCUUGUCGAGAUCCUGAAUGUGGUAGAGAGAGAAGAGUGGCGACAGCUUACUGAUGUUGAGAAAUGUGCCCUUGGUAUCUUUCACAAGAGCCUGGGCGAGGAUAUGGGAAUCCCAUUUGAUGUGCUUCCCUCAAGCGCAGAAGGGUGGAAAGAUGGCCUGCACUUCGCGAUAGAACUGAACCAGUGGACCAUCAACUAUGAAGAAGAAGUUGCGAGACCGACCGCAACAAAUGACCAAUACGUCCGAGUCUACGUUGACUCUGCGCUUCCUCGCUUCUUGAAAUCAGUGGUGCGACAGAUGCUGGGUGCUGACUUGGAUGAUCUCAUGAGGACAAGCUUGGGUCUCGAACGGCCCAGCCUUUCCCUCUCUCUUGUGCUAGGACUCGUUCGAAAUACACGAAAGCUAGUCCUUCAACACCUUGCACUCCCACGUCCCGCGUUCCUUGCCGUCAGACUCGUGCACGAUACGCCAAACCCGGAAACGAAUCUGUACAAUUUCGAACGAAAGAGCCUCCAGCCAUGGUACAUGCGACCUAACCUCUGGUCAAAAUGGGGACCCGGGGCGUUGUUCGUUAGAAUAUUCGGAGGCAGGAUGCCCGGUUCGCACGGAGACCGGUAUCUGCCACAGGGAUACAACUUGAUGACAAUCGGGCCGGAGCCACAGAAGGGAAAGGGAUUGGAAGAAAUGAGUCUCGACAUGGAGGUGAUCAAGGCGAGAGGCGUGGCCACAUGUCCAUUCUCUCAGGCAAAGUCGGGUAGCUUCAAAUGA